Molecule: messenger RNA, 2557 nt
Organism: Monascus purpureus
Lineage: Eukaryota; Fungi; Ascomycota; Eurotiomycetes; Eurotiales; Aspergillaceae
Source: the annotation of a GenBank genome assembly
CAACCGGCCCUCCUGUCAGGUCCCCUUCCUCUGCUGUUCGACUGUGCCUGUUGCUUAUCCACUUAGAUAUACACCGGAAGCGUCUGGAAUCUGGAUGUUGACUGGGGCAUUCUUUCUCUUGUUUCUCUUGCUGCCUGGCGUCUAGCUGUGCUCGAGUACCUCCAAGAAUAGCUCUUGUCGAAUAAAUAAUACCACUUUUUUCUAUUUUUGCCCCUUACCUCAGCUCUUUCUUUCCUUUUUCCUUUUUUCUUUUCGUCGCAGCAGCUUUCUUCUUUUCAUAGCUUUCCCCCCUCCCUCGUCAUUGCUGCACUGGCCGCUCCCAACCACCGCCCAAAAAUGCACGUCAACAGGAAAUUUGAUCGUUUCAAACAAUGGGCUGGCGAGAGAAUGGGCGGAGAAGUCAAGACCAAUGUCUCUGAUGACUUCAAGGCCCGAGAGACGGAGAUGACGACUAGGCAUGAAGGCUUGGAUCGCGUUCACAAGUCUGCAACAGCCUAUAUUAAAUCCAUUUCCAAGAAGAGCGAGGGGGAGGAUAAGGAGAGGAUUUUACCCGUUGGCCAUUUGGGUGGUAGCCUGAUCAGCUAUGGAGAGGGUUUCGAUGGGAAUUCUAAAUACGGGCAAUGCUUGAUAAUGUUUGGACGAGCGGAGGAGCGUCUGGCCCGUAUUCAGGAGAGUUACGCCGCGCAGGCAUCCGCGACCUGGCUCGAAUCGCAGGAGAGAAACUUGACCCAGUUGAAGGAAUACCAGUCGGCUCGGAAGAAACUUGAUACUCGACGUUUAGCUUACGAUACCUCCCUUUCCAAGGUCCAGAAGGCAAAAAAAGAGGACUACCGUAUUGAGGAGGAAUUACGGGUACAAAGAGUCAAGUAUGAAGAGUCGAGCGAUGAUGUUUACCGACGGAUGGAAGAUAUAAAGGAGUCGGACGAGGAGGCUGUGGUGGAUCUGGCAUCGUUCCUCGAUGCACAGCUGGCUUACUAUGAUAAAUGUCGAGAGGUGCUUCUACAGCUCAAAAGCGAUUGGCCUGUGGCUUCGCCGUCCAGAACCCAGACACCAAGCGGCCGUCGCACUGGACGUCCGCGCGCUAACACAGCUCACUCCUUCUACGAGCGCUAUGAACCUUUGCACGAAGAACCACUCGCAAGAGAGUCGCGGUCAACUGCCCGCUCGUCACCCUUAGUAGAAUUGCCCGUGCGAGAGGGCUUCCAGGCCGGGCUUAGCUCCCAACGGCCCAUUCUUAACCGGACAUCGACCUUCGAGGGACCUAUGCAAUUGCGACAGGAGCAAUCGCAGUCCCCCAGCCUCCAGCGGUUACCUCGGGCAGGUAGCGUGAGCUAUGGACCUCGUCCAAGCGUCUCCCGGUCCGGCUCCUAUGCAGAUGUCUCCGAUGAGGGUGAUCCGUUCAAUAGCUCAACCACAGAUCUCCCAUACAGAGGGAGCGUGAGCUCACAGGCCACGUCGCAUAGUCCAGUGUCACCGUCCUCCAGUACGACAAAUUUAAACAGUACAGUAGCGAGCAAGAAGGCCCCUCCCCCGCCUCCGCCCUUGCGCGCGAAGAAACCUCCACCGCCGCCACCUCCCAUGAAGAGAUUUUCCAACAGUACCAGUAAUGUGUAGGGGACUGCUAUGUACAGAAUGGCAGCUGUCUUGUGUAUGAAUUAUUACAUUCUGGAUUGGCCUACUGUUUCCUGGAUAUUGUCAUGUUCUCAUUGCCUUUCUCUGCCAGCUUUGUAUAGAUUUGUAUUUGCAUAGUAUAUGCUGAGGUACGUGAGUAGAACCAAGCAGGUUCAAGCAGUUUUCGGGAUUGAAGACUCUCUUUAUAGUUAUACACCUUUAACAGUUUGCUCAUCGGCUAGAGGUAACAUCACCCCACGAUGCCUUGCAAAUAUCCACGAAGUAGUUCUUGUUGUUACUCCACAGCCCGGAGCCGGCUAGCGGGAAGAUAUUACGCACAUCUCAGAUGUAAGUGGAGAGAUUGAACAAGGACUGUUGUUUCAUCUGCUCUGGAUGGUCAAGACGCGGCACAGCAGUGCUGAGCUCAGCCCAGGUAGUUAACGUAUUUCCCAGUCGAGCGGGCCACCUCCUGCUAAUUCCUGCCCGCGGGCUAAAUACUAGAGCCUCUACCAGCCAAACAAUUGCAUUUUUAUACAAAAACUAAUUGCUAAGGGGAUUGGGACAUCUAACUCUAGUAUGUCCCCGAAUAUGACAAUUAAAACACUGUGGUGGAGCUUGUACGCAUGGUCCAACUGCAGAAAGUGCUGGAUCUCUAGGAAGCAUAUCUUGACCUUCAACAACCUCAUUCUCAUGCUGAAAUCGCUCUAAACCCUCCUGAAUCGCUGAGCCCUCUGGAAUAGCUAGCUGCCUAGUAGAGCACUUUUGCUUUUGACCUUUCCAUUCAUUAGUAGCGCGAAAUUUGCGUAUUUCUUCACGUGCAAGAACAAGCUCAUUAAGUGUCAAUUCAUGACCUUUAAUAAUCUUGUCUAAUCACAAUUCUAGCAAAGGUAAAGGGUUAUGAGCACAUUCCCUAAGCAGUUUCUUUGCAGCUGAUGCCUGCUUCUCC